AUGACAGCCUCGGGGAUUCUUGCAUUCACGGACAUGAAUUGGAUCACGGAGAAAGAAUGUCGAGACUUCUACUGCAGUAUACCACUGUUUAAUAAUGCCUCAGCCUCCACCAUUUGCCACCAAGACAGUCAUUUAUGGACGAUUAUCCAAAGGAGAUUUGAUGGAUCCGUGAACUUUAAGCAAAACUGGACACAAUAUCAAAGAGGAUUUGGCUCACCUGACUCCGAAUUCUGGAUAGGUAAUGAAAACAUACAUCACCUAACAAAUGAAGGAUAUACACAUCUUAGGAUUGAGCUGAUGGAUCAUGACUGCGUUUGGAAACAUGCAGAGUAUAGUACCUUCUACAUCGAAGGUGCGACUUCAGAGUACAGAUUACACGUAUCGGGCUAUUCCGGAAAUGCUGGGGACAGUUUUCUCUACCACAACGACAUGCUCUUUAGCACCUUUGAUAACGACAACGAUAGGAACCCUGGUUACAACUGCGCCCUUGGUAGAAUGGGAGGAUGGUGGUAUAAUUCUUGUCAUAGAUCUAACCUUAAUGGUGAGUACGGGAACACGGACAACUCAAACGGCAUCAACUGGUACGCCUGGAGAGGAUUCUAUUAUUCCAUGAAGGAAGUGAGGAUGAUGAUAAGAAAACCCUGA
Molecule: messenger RNA, 645 nt
Organism: Saccostrea echinata
Lineage: Eukaryota; Metazoa; Mollusca; Bivalvia; Ostreida; Ostreidae
Product: ficolin-2-like
Exons: 5
Coding region: 1-645 (214 amino acids)
Source: RefSeq, a predicted model, not a curated record